This is a messenger RNA of Perognathus longimembris pacificus (Pacific pocket mouse), 5347 nucleotides long. RefSeq names its product histone deacetylase 4 (gene Hdac4). The record is from RefSeq and is a predicted model, not a curated record. The coding region runs from base 516 to 3785 and encodes 1089 amino acids. Gene Ontology annotation, biological process: negative regulation of transcription by RNA polymerase II; chromatin organization. NCBI's taxonomy places the organism in Eukaryota, Metazoa, Chordata, Mammalia, Rodentia, Heteromyidae. Gene Ontology annotation, cellular component: histone deacetylase complex. Gene Ontology annotation, molecular function: histone deacetylase activity. The transcript is spliced from 27 exons.
GCGCCCGCCUCGGGGCAGGGCGGGCCCGCCGCGCCUGCGCACUCGCCGCGGCGUCCCCACACGCAGCCCACGUGACCCGCGUGCUGCCCAAGAUGGAGGCCGUGGCCAGGCCUGGUCGGACUCCCGCCUCAGCCUACACCCCUCCGCGCCUCUUCGGAGUCCGGGACACACGCGCAGGCUUGCGGCGGUGACCAAUGGCCACACCUCGGGCUGCCAAGCGGGGCUGGCCUCCGCUUCCAGCCAGUACCCUCCCUGAUUCCCUCCAGUGAAGCUCCCGGAGCUGGUGCCUAGAGAGUCCCCCGGUUUGUCUUCAGAAAGCCAGGUGAAGACCUCUGCUCUCUCUCCUUGUGGAUUACUUGGGUUACAAGACUGUCAGGAGGCUCCAAGUUUACGUGGCUGGGAUCCGACCCUCCUGUUUCUGUGCUUGUAUGUAUUGGUGGAAGUUUGGAGAUCUUUGGGACUAUUGUUUACGUGGACAUUCUGAACCAUUUUUAAGGGCAUAGACGCUACUAGCAAUGAGCUCCCAAAGCCAUCCAGAUGGACUUUCUGGCCGAGACCAGCCACUGGAGCUGCUGAACCCCGCCCGCGUGAACCACAUGCCCAGCACAGUGGACGUGGCCACCGCGCUGCCUUUGCAAGCAGCCCCCGCGGCCGUGCCCAUGGACCUGCGCCUGGACCACCCGUUCCCGCUGCCCGUGGCAGAGCCGGCCCUGCGGGAGCAGCAGCUGCAGCAGGAGCUCCUGGCCCUGAAGCAGAAGCAGCAGAUCCAGCGGCAGAUCCUCAUCGCCGAGUUCCAGCGGCAGCACGAGCAGCUCUCGCGGCAGCACGAAGCCCAGCUGCACGAGCACAUCAAGCAGCAGCAGGAGAUGCUGGCCAUGAAGCACCAGCAGGAGCUGCUGGAGCACCAGCGCAAGCUGGAGCGGCACCGCCAGGAGCAGGAGCUGGAGAAGCAGCACCGCGAGCAGAAACUGCAGCAGCUCAAGAACAAGGAGAAGGGCAAAGAGAGUGCCGUGGCCAGCACAGAGGUGAAGAUGAAACUGCAGGAGUUUGUCCUCAACAAGAAGAAAGCCCUCGCCCACCGGAGCCUGAACCACUGCAUCUCCAGCGACCCCCGCUACUGGUACGGGAAGACACAGCACAGCUCCCUGGACCAGAGCUCACCUCCCCAGAGUGGGGUGUCAGCUUCCUACAACCACCCAGUCCUGGGCAUGUACGACGCCAAAGAUGACUUCCCCCUUAGGAAAACAGCUUCUGAACCCAACCUGAAACUGAGGUCCAGGCUCAAGCAGAAAGUGGCCGAGAGGCGGAGCAGCCCCCUGUUACGCAGGAAGGACGGGCCUGUGGUCACUGCUCUCAAAAAGCGUCCCCUGGAUGUCACAGACUCUGCGUGCAGCAGCGCUCCGGGCUCCGGACCCAGCUCGCCCAAUAGCAGCUCUGGCAACGUCAGCACCGAGAACGGCAUCGCGCCCGCAGUGCCCAGCGUCCCAGCCGAGACCAGCCUGGCGCACAGACUUGUGACUCGGGAAGGCUCCGUCGCCCCGCUCCCUCUCUACACGUCGCCAUCCUUGCCCAAUAUCACCUUAGGACUUCCUGCCACCGGCCCCUCAGCCGGUGCGGCCAGCCCGCCGGACGCCGAGAGACUGGCGCUGCCAGCCCUCCAGCAGCGGCUCUCCCUGUUCCCCGGCACCCACCUGGCCCCGUUCCUGAGCGCCUCGCCCCUGGAGCGGGAGGCCGGGGCGCCUCACAGCCCGCUGCUGCCGCACAUGGUCCUGCUGGAGCCGCCCCCCGCGCAGACGCCGCUCGUCACAGACUGGUAUCUUUCAGGCCUGGGGGCCUUGCCCCUCCACGCACAGUCCCUGGUGAGCGCGGACCGCGUGUCCCCGUCCAUCCACAAGCUGCGGCAGCACCGCCCACUGGGGCGCACGCAGUCAGCACCCCUGCCACAGAACGCUCAGGCUCUGCAGCACCUGGUCAUCCAGCAGCAGCACCAGCAGUUCCUGGAGAAGCACAAGCAGCAGUUCCAGCAGCAGCAGCUGCACCUCAGCAAGAUGAUCCCCAAACCAAGUGAGCCAGGCCGGCAGCCCGAGAGCCAUCCCGAGGAGACGGAGGAGGAGCUCCGCGAGCACCAGGCCCUGCUGGAUGAGCCCUUCCUGGACCGGCUCCCCGGGCAGAAGGAGGCACACACGUUGGCCGGCGUCCAGGUGAAGCAGGAACCCAUCGAGAGUGAUGAAGAGGAGGCAGAGUCGGUGCGGGAGGCAGAGCAAGGCCAGCGCCCGCCCACGGAGCAGGAGCUGCUCUUCAGACAGCAAGCCCUCCUGCUGGAGCAGCAGCGGAUCCAUCAGCUGAGGAACUUCCAGGCGUCCAUGGAGGCUGCGGGCAUCCCCGUGUCAUUCGGCGGCCACAGGCCUCUGUCCCGGGCACAGUCGUCCCCAGCAUCGGCCACCUUCCCCCUGCCGGUCCAGGAGCCUCCCGCCAAGCCGAGGUUCACCACGGGCCUAGUGUACGACACGCUGAUGCUAAAGCACCAGUGCACCUGCGGGAACACCAACAGCCACCCUGAGCACGCUGGGAGGAUCCAGAGCAUCUGGUCCCGCCUGCAGGAGACAGGCCUGCGCAGCAAGUGCGAGUGUAUCCGCGGACGGAAGGCCACGCUGGAGGAGCUGCAGACUGUGCACUCCGAGGCCCACGCACUGCUCUACGGCACAAACCCCCUCAACAGGCAGAAACUGGACAGUAAGAAACUUCUAGGGUCGCUGACCUCCGUGUUUGUCAGGCUUCCUUGCGGUGGAGUCGGGGUGGACAGCGACACCAUUUGGAACGAGGUGCACUCGUCGGGGGCGGCCCGUCUUGCCGUGGGCUGCGUGGUGGAGUUGGUCUUCAAGGUGGCCACAGGGGAGCUGAAGAACGGCUUUGCUGUGGUCCGCCCCCCAGGACACCACGCUGAGGAGAGCACCCCCAUGGGGUUUUGCUACUUCAACUCAGUGGCAGUUGCAGCCAAACUUCUCCAGCUGAGGCUGAAUGUGAGCAAGAUCCUCAUCGUGGACUGGGAUGUGCACCACGGGAACGGAACCCAGCAAGCUUUCUACAGCGACCCCAACGUCCUCUACGUGUCCCUGCACCGCUACGACGACGGGAACUUCUUUCCGGGCAGCGGAGCGCCUGACGAGGUGGGCACGGGGCCAGGCGUGGGCUUCAAUGUCAACAUGGCUUUCACGGGCGGCCUGGACCCCCCCAUGGGAGACACAGAGUACUUGGCAGCCUUCAGAACGGUGGUCAUGCCCAUCGCCAACGAGUUUGCCCCGGAUGUGGUGCUGGUGUCGUCGGGCUUCGACGCUGUGGAGGGCCACCCGACGCCCCUCGGGGGGUACAACCUGUCUGCCAAAUGCUUCGGGUACCUGACGAAGCAGCUGAUGGGCCUGGCGGGCGGCCGGAUCGUCCUGGCCCUCGAGGGCGGCCACGACCUGACGGCCAUCUGCGACGCCUCCGAAGCGUGCGUCUCUGCUCUGCUGGGAAAUGAGCUCGAGCCUCUGCCGGAAAAGGUUGUGCAGCAGAGACCCAACACCAACGCGGUCCGCUCCAUGGAGAAGGUCAUGGAGGUCCACAGCAAGUACUGGCGCUGCCUGCCGCGCCUGGCCUCCACCGUGGGACACUCCCUGAUCGAGGCGCAGAAGUGCGAGAACGAGGAGGCCGAGACGGUCACCGCCAUGGCCUCGCUGUCGGUGGGCGUGAAGCCGGCCGAGAAGAGGCCGGACGAGGAGCCCAUGGAGGAGGAGCCCCCGCUGUAGCGGCCCGGAAGCUGCUCUUCUCUCACGUGUUUGUCUGUCUUGAAGCUCAGCCAAGAAACUUUCCCGGGUCACUCCUGCGCCCGCCGCGGCGGUGCCCUCCGAGCAGGGCCGGCCGCCAGGCGUGCGGCGGCGGCGGGAGGCCUUCCCGCCGCCCCAGACCGGGACGGCGCGGGCUGCACGCGCCCGCGGGGCGUGGCGGGCACACGGAGCGCGCGACGCGUGCGCCGAGUCCGCCCGCGCACGCGCGGAAGCCAAGCACACGCCCGCGGUUCCCUCGGGAGCGCGAAGGGAGGAGCCUGUGGGGACUUGACCGGAAGAAGAGAGCGAGGAAAUCCGAGGUCUCCCGAGACACAACGAACUUGACUAAAACUGGUGCUCACAGCGUGAUUCUCACCCACGAUCCCACAGUCUCCGCGUAGACCACUCAACUCAUCCCGUAGGCUUUUCUUAAGAAAAUAACCCCGACACCCCCGGUCGUUGUCUGUGGCUCUGGCCCGGCCGCGGGCCUGGGCGGGGAGCUGCGGGGGUUCGCGGCCGGCGGGGGAGAGGACAGAGCUACUGGGCCUUUCAAGGAAAAACUGGACAGAAUGGAAACGUGAGCCUGGAAGUCGGCUUGAGCGUCUCAAAGCCAUCGGAAGAUGCGAGUUUGUGCCUUUUUUUUUUAUUGCUCUGAUGGAUUUUUGUGGCUGGGUUUUCUGAAGUCUGAGGGACGAUGCCUUAAAAAAAAAAAAACCAACAAAAAACACACAAAAGAAGUGGGGACGUUUCCCUGUGGCAGGUGCAGCCUGCGUCCCGGCCGGGCGGGGGCCUUGUCGGGCUUCAUUGCCGUGUGAAGAAGUGGAGGUCGUGCCGGAGAAGCGGCAGACACUGUCGGGGCCCGAGGCCCCGCGCGUUUAGACGCAUCCAAAGUGUUCUUUCCUCCUACGUCGCGUCGCCAGUGAGCAUCUCCGUCUGUCGUAAGCAUGUCGCCGGCACACUGCGGUGUUGCGAUCGGAAUGCUUUUUAUUAAAAGCAAGUAGCAUGAAGUAUUGCUUAAAUUUUAGGUAUAAAUAUAUAUAUAUAUGUAUAAUAUAUAUUCCAAUGUAUUCCGAGCUAAGAAACUUGAUUCUUACAAGAUCUUGAUAAAAUAUUUAUAAUGCAUUUAUAGAAAAAGUAUAUAUAUAUCUAUAUAUAUAUAUAUAUAUAGAAAGAAAUGAAUGCAGAUUGUGAAGGUCCCUGGCCGAUGGAGGACUUGGGAACUAGCUCUGAGGUGCUUACGGUGCAGGACCCAGGUUGAAGCUGGGGUUUUGGGGUCCGGAUUGGCCAGCGUCCAGACCCCCUCCCCCCGCCCCACGCACCUUCCCUAUCCGUUUGUACUUUUAAGUUUAAUUCUUUUCUAACAGAGCCCAGCCUCUCCGAGCCUCCAUGCACAUAUGUACCUAAUGAGUUUUUAUAGCAAAGAAUAUAAAUUUGCUGUUGAUUUUUGUAUGAAUUUUUCACACACAAAGAAGAUCCUAACUAAGCAUUGUUUUGUGAAUUUUACAUUUUUCUCCACCAUUUAGCAGUUUUCUGAAUGGUAAUCA